AUGACGAGCUCGGCUCACUGCCCCGACCAAUCAGAUGAGAGCAACGCGACGUGUCGAGGAAUUCCUAGUUGCGACGAGCAAGUUGGCGAGACGUGUUUGAACAACGGUUCCUGCGUGUCCCAUCCUCGUACCACCAGUCGUGUGGCAUACCACAGCUGCAAGUGUACAUCAGGGUACACGGGCGAGUACUGUGAGGUACUAGCACCUACAACUACUGAACCACCCACUACAACUCUUGACCCAUCUACCACAACACUUGAAACGACCGCAGCUAUGACCACAAGUUCUGAUAUUUUGUCUACCGCGACUGAUGGAGUGAAUACACCGUUGUCUUCAUCUUCGUCAACAUUACAACAGCUACCGUCGGGAGGAAUGGGAACGGUGACUGAAACUACUCUUGCUUUCACGGACAGAAAAAGAACUACGACACCUUUUGAUGAUGGUUCUAUUACUACCGUUUCUACCCGUUCUCCAUCUGAUGUUACUGAAUCUCCAGAUUUACAAGACAUCACCAGUACAGCUGCCACAACUGCACCUACAACCACAGCGUCAUUAUCAACAUCAACGACACCAUCAACAUCAAUGAUAACAACGAUCUCCCAAACAACUGAUGUCGGGCAACCUCAAGUACCAACUACAAACUCUAACCCUUCCAGGAUCACGGUAAUAUCUUUGACAUCGCCAUCCGUAUCAACGUCACCAUCGGUUUCGACAUCAGAUGCGGAGGAAGACGUGUCAACCACUGCCUCGGAUGAGCCAUCGACAUCCUCAGAUGGUUUCACUGAUGAUGUGACCAGCACCACGACUACUGAUGUAUCCCUAGAGCCUACAGGAGAGGUCUCAUCGUCAUCGACCACAGUGGCCACGGUUACGUCGACCACACUCAUUACUACUACGUUGCUUUCUACAACAACCCUCCAAGAUACAAGAACUCCGAAUAAACUAUCAUUUGUUUGUGAUGAGGUGGAUCUUCCACUCUCUGUUGUGGAAUGUGCGACGCCCAAUGAGUGCAUCAUCAGCAUCUUCGUGUGUGAUGGGUUCUCUGACUGCAGUGAUGGAUCCGAUGAAAGUCCAGCGACGUGCCUUGGAGAACCUGCUUGUGACCAAGCACCAAAUGAUACGUGCGGAAAUGGAGGUACAUGCUUUUCGAAUCCCUCGACAAGCAAACGGGUUGCUCAUGUCACAUGCCUAUGUACACCUGGAUUUACGGGUGACAGAUGUCUCCAAGAAGCAGUUAUCACUACCACGCCAUCACCGCUGUUAUCAUCUACACUGUGGACCUCAACAUUGAUGUCAACUACCCCGUCCGAAAUGUCCACAGAUGAGGGUAGUUCUGCGACGGCGCUUGUAACACAGGAUACCGAAGGCACCCAACCUACCUUCCAGUCUUUAACAACAGAAAGAGACAUUACAGUACAAGGUGUCACGACCCGUGAUGUUAAGGUCUCUACGUCUACGUACCUCAUAUCAACUCCCGCCCUUCAGACAUUGAGCGAUUCUCCUGCCACAGAGGAGCUCACGAAUGGAAACACAGAGGGCAUGACAUCGUCAGCAGAUGGAACACUUGGGACUUCAUAUGUGACAAUCACUGAUGAAUCGACGAGCGAUGUCUACACCGCAAAUACAGCGACAGCAACGAUGUCUUCUAGGACCACGCAAGAUGUGCCCACAGACACAGAACCCGGUUCAGAUUCACCGGGCACACCUUUAGAUGUCAGCGAAAUUAUCACCAUUUCUCUUCCUUUGACUACAGACAUGGAAACUCCAACAUGGACACCAAUGUCCGCACCCUCUACAACUGAUAUACCAACAACUAAUGAAGAUGUCGAGCCGCUUGUGACUGCCAUGAUCACUGAUUAUGUUACAACGGAAUCUGAUGUUCCAAUGACAGUAUCAGUAACAGAGGUUAUCACUAUCAUGGUGUCUAAUAUUGAGGAGUUUACUACGAGCAACUCAGAUAUUACAGCUGUUGCAGAAUUGAGUACAGAAUCAAGUGUUGUUACUGGAGAGGUUUCAACCCAACUUACAUCUCUUAAAACAUCUGCUACGACUCUUGCCACUUUGGGACCUACUCAAACCAUCAAAGAUACGGAAGGAGAAAGUACAGAAACAGUAACUGUCCAAGGUGAAACCACAGAGUUAUCAACAACUGAUGAAACACAAUUAUCAACGGAUAAAUCGAGCAUGACUACUGGCGUAACAGAAGCAACGAGUAGUACGUCUGUCACUUCUGAAUCAUUCCCAACUAUGACUACAACCACCUUAGGGGACUCGCAUUCAUCAAUAGAUACCAUGACAUCUACCGGAUCCGAUUCCUUGACUUCCACAGAAGAUAACACGACUGGUGUUAUGAUUACCGAGGUCACGAUCGAAGGAACCGUAGCGUCAACCACUUCCUCAACCACCAUAAUCACAACACUCGACCUCGAAGAAACAACACAGCCGACAUCGGAAUGGAGUCCUACUACCGAUGGCUUCACGCCAAGUAUCACUUCAACUUACAAGACGACCCUCUCAACGGAAGAAGGACCAGAUUACCAAAGUACAACAAAUGAAGCCGCUAGUACUCAAAGUGAUACAACAACAAUAUCUACAGAAGGAUCGGAUUAUCCAAAGGCUACAACAACUGAAGCUACUAGUACUCAAAGUGAUACAACUACACUAUCUACAGAAGGAUCGGACUAUCCAAAGGAUACAACAACUGAAGCCACUAGUACUCAAAGUGAUGCGUCUUCUACCACCGUUCCGCGAGCACAUGAACCGACUGAAACCCAGGUCACCGAAUCCAUCAAAACGACAACCGAGGACACUGUCACACAUGCAGCUACAACUCUGAUGUCAGGACAUGAAACUACAGAUCACGCAGAAUUCCCUACAGCAUCGGUCAAGAUAUCGUCGACGUCACCAUCAUUGUCCACGUCAGCAGUAGAAACAACAAAGUCGCAGACAUCAAGUACCACUAGGGACGAAGACGAUGACCCGAGCACGCCUUCUGGAACAGCUGAAGGUCCAACCGUCAUCACUUCGAGGUUAGGGACCUCAAGGUCGUUUUCAACGACCAACACGUCAUCCACGACUACGGGGGAAAGACAAGCCUCGUCCGACAGUGUCGUGCUGAUAGUACUGUCGUCAAUAGCUGCCAUGAUCUUCUUCUUAGUCUUCUGCCUGGUCAUCUUCGGGUGUUGCAUCGCCAGGAAAUGGCGGGAAAGAAACUCCUAUCCGGAGGAUGAUCAAAUGCCACUAAGAUCCCAGCAAACAUAUUCCCGACAGAGUAAUCGAGGGAGGAAAUAUGGACGAGAUUAUUUAGAAAACAACAAGCCGAAUUUCGCCCAUCGCUUAAAUCAAUUCCAGUCGACCAAACUCGACAACGAAUCCGACAUUCACGACGAUUCCUCUCUCUACAUCCCGCCAUCGACCACGCUUUCGAUAAUCAACGACUACUUUGAACAAAUGCACGGUGUCUCCAACGACAGCUUCAAACCCGAUACUAAUGAAAAUGAUCUACGGUAUUUUAAUGAACCGCACGAUAAAGAAAAGGAUUUCGAAAGCGAGAGUUUUGAGAUGGGGUUUUUCCCGGAUACCGAGUACUGGAUGCCGUCGAGUGCCAGUGAAUUAGCGGAUACUCCGUAUUAUAUCACCGAUGAUGCACCUUUACCGGUUACUCAUGUCUAG
Molecule: messenger RNA, 3672 nt
Organism: Strongylocentrotus purpuratus (purple sea urchin)
Lineage: Eukaryota; Metazoa; Echinodermata; Echinoidea; Camarodonta; Strongylocentrotidae
Product: mucin-22
Exons: 7
Coding region: 1-3672 (1223 amino acids)
Biological process (GO): positive regulation of cell population proliferation; epidermal growth factor receptor signaling pathway; positive regulation of mitotic nuclear division
Molecular function (GO): protein binding
Source: RefSeq, a predicted model, not a curated record